AUGCGAGCGUUUGCAGAGUGGCUCGGGAACGGUGCUGCUGAUGCGGCAGCGUCGGUGGUAUUCCACUCGGAAGAGCGUCGGCUGCUCUUUAACUGCAGCGAAGGCACCCAGCGACUCUGCAUUGAGUAUAAAGUGCGAUUGGGAAAACUGUCCCAUGUUUUUCUCAGUAGACUGGAUGCCGACACCUGCGCCGGAUUCCUGGGUCUGAUGCUUUCCCUGGCGGAUGCCGGGCAUGCAGGGUUGACGAUGUUCGCACCGCGGGGACUAGAGAAAACCCUCUCCACGGCGAAGCGCUUUGCCAGUAGACCCCAGUAUCCGCUGCAUGUUCACGAACUGGGCGAGGACGAGCCUUCAGAUCCGCUCGUUCAGAAUCCCUUGUUUGCCGUGUAUGCGUUGCCUUGGCUUGUCGAUGAACAGCUGCAGCGCUCACUGGCCACCCAAAAGGAUCAAGUGAAACGACACUGCGGGGAACGACGAGAUGAGGAGGUUCCGGAAGCCCUAUCCUCGUCGUCGAAGAACGAAGUCGCUGAGCGAAUUUUCGUAACAUAUGCAGUACGCGUCGCUGACCAGAAGGGUCGUUUUGUGACCGAGCGUGCAGCAGCCUUGGGGAUUCCUCGGGGGCCGCUCUACGGUCGACUUCAGAGAGGCGAGUCCAUUGAAGUGGAGCAACCUGAUGGAACCCGCCGAACAGUGCAUCCAACUGACGUUAUGGAACCUUCGAGUCCGGGACCACUCCUCGUGAUGCUCUGUGCCUCCUCCCCGGACCUGGUAUCACAGAUGCAGGCACCCAGCGGUCGUCAACGUCUCAAGCAAUGGUUUCAGCGGCUUGCUGCAUCGACGCCAACGCACAGACAAAAACGACCAGUAUGCGUCUUUCAUUUCCUCUGUGCGGAAGUGUUCAGCGAUCCUCAAUAUCAGGAGUGGGCUCUGGACGUGUUCGGUGCGGACGCGUACCACUCAGUGGCCUGUGAAUCGUUCAGUAACCAGCGUAUCACCUUCCGGGGCCAAGCGGCAAUGCUCGAACGACUCAAAUUCGUAGACUGGAACUGGUUUCUCGAGCCGUGGACGGCCCCAGCGGAUCCACGAGCCCGUACUACGUCGGCACUGCCUGCGACAUGGCAGCUUGCGCAGCCGCUCCUGCGUUUCAACGCUGCCCCGCGAACAACACUUGGUUGGGCGUUACCCGAAUCGCACGCUGCUGCAAACCAUGGAUGGUCGAGGUUGAACGUUCCCCGAGAGCCGGAUACCCUCAAGCGAACGUCAAGCAACAACGAUUCCAAGACGUAUUCCGUGUUGUUUCUGGGAACCGGCAGCGCACUUCCCAGUCGAUAUCGUAAUGUGAGCGCGAUUCUCGUGGAUCUCGUGGAUCAUGCACUCUUCCUUGACGCCGGUGAAGGCACUUUUGGUCAACUGGUUCGAGCUGUCGGGCUUGAUACUGCCAAGGCGAUGCUGUUGCACCGCGUGCGUUGCAUAUGGAUAUCUCAUAUGCAUGCCGAUCAUCAUCUGGGCGUUGGUUCGUUGGUCGCGUUACGGACGCGACUAGCGAGGGAACUUCCGCAAUCUGAGCGACUCGGAACAGCGAUGAUGCCGCUGAUGGUGCUCGGACCACGACUGCUGGGACGUUGGCUGGAGGCAUUGGCGGAGCUCGAGCCCAUGUCGUACAUUUUUCUGGAUAAUGCUGCGUUGCUGCAAUCGGAUACGUCUCCAUUGAGUGAGUAUUUCCCACAGACGCUGGGUAUCCAUCUGAGGACGCUGCCGGUGGAUCACUGCCCUGAGGCGUACGGUCUGGUCUUGGAGAGCGCGCUUGCAGCCGGUUGGGAUCAGAACGGCUCUAAGGAGCAGCAAGCGCUUCCUGUGCCAACAAGCGCACCAAGUACGGCGCGGAGUAGCGAUAACGCUGCAGCUGCUGCUUCGUGGAAGCUCGUCUAUUCCGGGGAUACGCUGCCGUAUGAUGCGGGUCUCAUUGCAGCUGCACGAGGAGCGACACUAGUGAUUCACGAAGCAACCUUCGAGGACGGCAAGGAAGCGGAAGCAUUGUUGCGCAAGCACUCUACCAUUGGCCAAGCUCUGGGUACCAUUGAGAGCAUGCAGCCACAGCGAGCAGUAUUGACCCACUUUUCGCAGCGCUAUCCAAAGCUGCCGCUGAUAUCGAGUGCAGAGACUCAGCAGCGGUUGAAGGCGAAUUCUUGUCUCCUGGCCUGGGACCUGAUGCGUCUGCCUUGGUUUUCGAAGGACGGCGAACAGGCGGGAAGCAGGACCCUGACGACGACACCGCCGGCAGUCGCGAACAGCGACGUUGUGUCCCUGUUCCUGCAGAGGCUGCUGACGGAGUUUGCAUCCGAGUUCGAGGAGCCGCUGGAGAUUGCUGAUUCCGAAUUAGACGCUGAGUUGGCGAGUUCAGAGGGCUGA
Cyanidioschyzon merolae strain 10D is the source of this 2409-nucleotide messenger RNA. RefSeq lists its product as hypothetical. Lineage: Eukaryota; Rhodophyta; Bangiophyceae; Cyanidiales; Cyanidiaceae. Gene Ontology annotation, cellular component: mitochondrion. Bases 1 to 2409 code for a protein of 802 amino acids. Gene Ontology annotation, biological process: mitochondrial tRNA 3'-end processing. The record is from RefSeq and is a predicted model, not a curated record. The transcript has a single exon. Gene Ontology annotation, molecular function: 3'-tRNA processing endoribonuclease activity.